AUGGAUGACAUCCUUGCGGGACUGAAUGAAGCACAAAGAUGUGCUGUCUCCAGCCCCGCUUCAGUACUUCAGGUCCUGGCACCGCCAGGAUCCGGAAAGACCAAAACACUGACGGCACGCGUCGCGUACCUGAUGAAUCAUGUCGGGAUUAAACCGUGGAACAUCAUCGUCUGUACAUUCACUAUUAAGGCUGCAAGGGAAAUGAAAGAGCGCAUCCGAGGGUUUGUUGGAGACGGUACUGAAGCCAAACUCAUUCUUGGCACUUUUCACUCUGUGGCGAGACGCUUUCUCGUCUACUACGGCCAUCAUAUCGGCAUUGAGAAGAAUUUUGGAAUUGCGGAUUCCUCUGACACCUUGGCUAUCCUAAAGCGCAUCAUCAAACGCCACGAUUAUGGUAUCGAACCAUCCGUUGCACGCUCAAGAAUAUCGGGCCUCAAAGCCAAGAGUAUCAGUUGCGAACAACAUAGAACUACCACAAAAGCGAUGGAGCAGCAGGAGUUUGCUACCGUCUACUCAGACUACGAAGAAACUCUGAAGAGCUCGAAUCUUCUGGACUACGAUGAUCUUCUGCUACGCUGCGUUGACCUUCUGCGGAGUCGUCCAGAAUGCGUUUCCAAUAUUGAAGCUGUGCUCAUCGACGAGUUUCAAGACACGAAUCACGUUCAGUAUGACCUUAUGCGACUGAUGGCGCAGAAAAGAAGCAACAUUACCAUCGUCGGCGAUCCGGAUCAGAGCAUCUAUGGGUUUAGAUCUGCCGAGAUCAAAAACCUCCGGACAAUGCAGAAACAUUACCCGGAGACUGUUGUUGUCAUUCUCGAGGAGAACUAUAGAUCAUCGGCCGCCAUUUUGCAAUCGGCGCUCGAAGUCAUAGAACAGGACGAGAAUCGUCCCGCAAAAAAGCUUCUGCCGACGCAUUGCGCUGGAGAGAUACCCGUCUUGCGGAAGCUGCCUUCUGCCACAAUUGAGGCAACGUGGAUCGUUGAAGAAAUUCAGCGUGCAAAUGCGUUGACUGGAAAGCUUCUGACCUACUCUGACUUUGCAAUCCUGCUCCGUUCAGCGGCAUUGUCUAGACAGAUUGAGACAGCCCUCGCUAAAUCCGGUAUACCGUAUCGCAUGGUCGGUGGCCUGAGAUUCUUCGAUAGAGUAGAGGUUAAGUUAUUGUUGGAUUAUCUCCGUGUCAUCAACCGUCCAGACCAUAAUGAUGCAGUGGCCAGGAUCAUCAACACUCCAAGUCGAAAAGUUGGAGAAGUUACAGUGCGAUCACUGCUAGAGGAAGCAGAGGAGAGGAAAACCACUCUAUGGAGCCUUGUCCUUGGUGCGGCUCAAGGAAGCAGAAGGCUCCGGACGAAACUGUCAUCCUCAGCCGAAAAGGGCAUCCAGUCUUUUGUGAAUGUCAUUCUCACAUCGCAAAAGAAACUAUCGUCAAAAGAAGGACAACAGUAUUCACUUCUUGAUCUUAUCGACCAUGUCAUGAAGAAGAUAUCCUUCGAAGAAUACUUGAAAAAGACCCACCCAGAAGAUUUUGAAGGUAGAUGGGCGAACGUACAAGAGCUGAUUGCACAGGCCACGGAUGCUGCCUUGCUUGAAGCAGACGCCCUUGACAUGGUAGAAGAAGCUUUGCCGCAGAUCGAAGAUAUUGAUCAGCGAGAGCUUUCAUCGACAGAAGAUACACUAGCUGCUUUCCUCGCCAAUGUCUCUUUGUCGACAGAGGUCCAACAAGAAGAAGGAACAGAGACAGACCAAGUUACAAUUUCGACCAUUCACGCAGCUAAAGGCUUAGAAUGGCCUGUAGUCUUCAUCCCCGCGGCCUACAACGGCUCAAUACCACACUCGAGAGCCGAGGACCAAGAUGAAGAACGGAGAUUGCUGUACGUCGGCAUGACAAGAGCACAAUCGCUUCUUUAUUUGAGCUGUCCUAUCAAGAACACGAAGAGGGAGGAGACCGUUCUGUCAUCCUUCCUUUCUCACAAGCGGAUGAAAAGGUUCUUCGGGGCACAGGGUCCUAUUUUCGGAUACAACGCAACACAGGACCUCGCGCGCAUCCUCAGGCGAGCAUGCCCAACCCCAGAAGUGUGUAACGAGACACGCUCCCUUAUCGAGCGGCCAGAAGACAAUCACUACCCACUCGACGGCGAGGAUCCCGAGCAGGAAACGAGUACAUCAUACUCUGCCGAAUUCCCGUCCAACGGCUACACCAAGCGGCGCCGCCUGAACGACGCAGUCCCAGCCGACCUCUCCGGCACCGGCAUAGCGGUGACCAUGCAGCAACCCGAAAAAUUCACCAUGUCCAACUUCUCCAACCCCGGCUUCGUCAGCGCCGGCGCGCGCAUGCGUGAGAUCCAAGAGACGGCCGAACAUAACGCCGCGCUGCGCGCCGAGCAGAACGAGCGCCACCGCAGCAGCAUCGCGCAGCUGAAGCGGGAGUCUUCGAAGAAGGAGAGCGCGAGCGGCGAGCCAAAGAGGCCGCCGGGCCAGAACAGCAUCACGAGCUUCUUUGGCAGGCCGGCUCCAGACACAGAGCAAGACUCAGCACCCCUCCCCAGCUUCCAGCGCCCCGCAACCCUCUCCUCCCUCCGCACAAUAAUCCCAACCCCAACCUCAACGCUAUCCACGAACACCACCAACCACCGCCUCCUCACCAAACCCCUGCACACCCGCCCCUCGCGCCCCGCCUACGCCUACGCCUACCCGGCCACGGGCGCGCACUCCGCCACCGCCGCGGUCACGAAGCCCUACUCGUUCAUGUCGAGCUCGCCGCCGCCGCCGCUGCCGAGCGAGGCCGAGGCUGAGGACAACAACAACAACAACAACAACAACGACGACGACGACGGUGGCAAUGAUAACGGAGCGCGUGAGCUGGCGUCCUCGCCGCCGCCGUUGCCGCCGCCGCCAGGGUCGGAGCCUGAGACGGAGAUGGGGGCGGAGCCAGAGCAGCCAGCUCACUCGUUGCACAACAUGACCAUGGCGCGCGUGACUAUGCAGCAGCAGCAGCAGGGGCAAGGUCCCCAGCAGCGACGAACGCUGGGCAUGCGGCGGAGCGUGAGGGGGUGGGGUGGUGGUGGUAGUGGUGGUGGUAUUCGAGGGGUUGGUGGGAGUGGUAGCAGUGGUGGGUUCAUGAAUAAGCCGUUUGUGGCACCGGGGAGGCGGCGGUGA
Aplosporella prunicola CBS 121167 is the source of this 3153-nucleotide messenger RNA. RefSeq lists its product as uncharacterized. The coding region runs from base 1 to 3153 and encodes 1050 amino acids. The transcript has 2 exons. Gene Ontology annotation, biological process: recombinational repair. Gene Ontology annotation, molecular function: 3'-5' DNA helicase activity; hydrolase activity; DNA binding. Gene Ontology annotation, cellular component: nucleus. NCBI's taxonomy places the organism in Eukaryota, Fungi, Ascomycota, Dothideomycetes, Botryosphaeriales, Aplosporellaceae. The record is from RefSeq and is a predicted model, not a curated record.